Molecule: messenger RNA, 1161 nt
Organism: Saprolegnia parasitica CBS 223.65
Lineage: Eukaryota; Oomycota; Saprolegniomycetes; Saprolegniales; Saprolegniaceae
Exons: 1
Coding region: 1-1161 (386 amino acids)
Cellular component (GO): lysosome
Molecular function (GO): cysteine-type endopeptidase activity
Source: RefSeq, a predicted model, not a curated record
AUGCGCUUCCUCCAAGUGCUUUUCUUGAUGGCCAUCGUCCUUCUCGCGUGGGUGAUGACCGUCGACGCGCUCAACAUCUCGGCCCACGAGCGCGAUGAGCUCUCGCGCGACUUGCGGCGCUGGCAAAAGAAGUUUGGCAACGACGACCACGUGCGCGCGGCCAUGACCUUGGUGCGAGGGACCUUGACGACCGACGAUCUUCUUCGGCGCUUGAAGGCGACCAAGGAUCAGCUUCCGACGCUUCGUGCAGCCAACCCGCACGCGACCUUUAGCCACUUGACCAAGUUUGCGCUGCUUACGGACAACGAGUUUGCGCAGUUUAUCUCGGAGUCACCGUUGAAGCCGGUCAUACCACCGCUGUCGCCUCCUUCACGAUCACCGACCAACCAUCUGAAUCGGAGUGCUGUCGUCGAGGCCAGCGACACCUACUCGGUCGACUGGACAACGCGGUCGAUUUGCGUGCCGCCGGUCAAGUUCAAAGGCAACUGCGGCAGCAACUGGGCGAUCAUGGCGGCGGCGGCCGUGUCAUCGGCGCACUGCCUCGCGACAGGCGACGCCAUCUUCCUCUCGGCGCAGCAAGUCUUGAGCUGUUCGUACCCGCGUGGCACGGAUGUCUGCAAAGGCGCAGGGUUUGCGCAGCAUGCGAUGGAAUGGCUUGUGUCGCAUCCGAGCAUACUGUGCAAGGACUCUGCGAUCCCGUAUACCUCGGGCGAGACCGGGUCGGCGCCGGUUUGCAGCGACAACACCAAGUGCGCCGGGUCCAUCCCGCUGCACACCGGUCCGAUCGUGACCAUGCAGGGCGAAGACGCGCUCACCAAACAGCUCCAAUUGCAGCCCGUCGUCGCCUACGUCACGGCGCUCAACCCGGUUUGGAAAUCGUACAAAGGCGGCAUCCUCACGUGGUGUCCGCCGGCGCAGUACGUCGACCAGGCCAUGCUUGUCGUUGGCUACGGCACCCACGACGCUGGCUACCUCACCAAGCCAAUGCAUUUCUUCAAGCUGCGCAACGCGUGGGGCACCAACUGGGGCGAGAAGGGCGACAUUCGGCUCGACCGCCGCGGCACCAACGACGAAGGCAUGUGCAAACUCUUCACAUACCUCGCCUACCCGGAGCUUCCGCCGGUCGGCGCCAGCAAAGCGACGCGCCCGCGCACACCAUAG